AUGUCUAUUCUUGUAGCCCAUGCACUUCCCGUGAAAGUGCGUGCGGGAUCCCAGACGAGCGUGUUCUCAUACGAAGAGCAGCCAAUCUCCGUGAAGUCCUGUAUCGUAGACAUUGCCCACAGCUACACCAAGCGCAAGAACGUGUUCCGACUGAAGACGUACAACGGGUCGGAGUACCUGCUCCAGGCCGAUGACCAGAUGGACAUGCUAGUCUGGAUACGACACAUCAGCGCCAACAAUAAUCCAGACCUUGACGCCAAUGGUGUUACAAACGCCGAGCUGAUUAUCCGCAAGAGCCAGGAGCUUACCGAGUCGGGACCAACCCUGGGGAACAACACGUCCCCAACCCCCGCCCAUAAGAUCACCAAGAAACUCUCUGUUAUCAAACAGAAGGUGCCGCAGUCUCCCAGCAUCAAGCGACGCAAGACAGUGUCCGGGGAUAAACUUGAGGACACCGGGAAGCCGAAGACGUGGAAGGGUAAGCUAGGGAAGAGCAUUAAGAAGCACAUGGGCUCGAGUUCGUCCACCGGGCAAAUUGCAGUCGUACCUGAGACCGGAGGGAUGUUCGAGGUGCCAUUGGAGGACUGUCUGCCCUCACCCAACAAUGAGGUCAGUGUUUGUUACACCCUCACCCAACUAUGA
Dreissena polymorpha is the source of this 642-nucleotide messenger RNA. RefSeq names its product rho GTPase-activating protein 21-like. The transcript is spliced from 5 exons. Gene Ontology annotation, molecular function: phospholipid binding; protein binding. The record is from RefSeq and is a predicted model, not a curated record. The coding region runs from base 1 to 642 and encodes 213 amino acids. Lineage: Eukaryota; Metazoa; Mollusca; Bivalvia; Myida; Dreissenidae.